AUGCUUGUACUCGUUCCAGGAAUCACUGGCAACCUCGGGCUGCAUCUGCUGGAUAGCCUGUCCUCUCGCGGGCACCACGUACGAGGCCUCGGCCGCUCUCCAGGCAAACUCAACGACCUCCAGAAAUCAAAGCUCGAGUCUUUCGUCCCGAUAAAGAACUACUACGACAUCUCAGCGCUCGACGAAGCCUGCGCUGGAGUCGACGCUAUCAUCUGCGCCUACACAGGAUCUCCGGUAAUGCAGCUCGAUGCUCAGCUACUUUUACUUCGAGCCGCUGAGCGAGCCGGUAUCACCCGAUUUCUGGCAGCUAGCUGGAAUUGUGACUGGAGGCAAUUGCAGCUCGGUCAACACCAGAGCUACGAUGUUAUCAUUGCCUUUCACCAGCAAGCCAAGCUCUCGUCAACGAUAAAACCGAUCUAUUUACUGACAGGCGCCCUCGCUGAGGUCUACUUUUCUGUCCCUGGCCAUGGCAAUUUCUCCCCAGCCUACAAAGGGCCGUGGGACUCAGAGAAACAUACUAUCGACAUAUGGGGGACAGGCGAUGAGAAGUGGGAUCUCACUACUGAGCGCGAUGCAGCCGAGUUCUCGGUCGAGAUUAUUCAGCGUGACGACGCUCCCAACGGCGGCUUCUGGGAGCUACACUCCGGCGCAUACUCGCCUCGCGAGCUCGUGAGCAUCUACAAGAAUGUUAGAGGGAUUGAGAUUGCAUACAACUACCAGGGUACACUGGACGAUCUAAGGGAACUCGCCUACUCCCUUAAGGAUCAAAAGCCAUACAACGAUUACUAUAGUUUCAUCGGCUUGUUCUAUCAGCUUUUCCAGCUGGAUGGAACUUACUCAUUGAAGAACGUUGAGAAUCACAGGUUGAGUGUCAAUACUACGUCCAUGGAGGACUUCCUUCGUCAGAACCCAGACGUGUAG
Messenger RNA from Alternaria postmessia, 921 nucleotides. RefSeq lists its product as uncharacterized. Bases 1 to 921 code for a protein of 306 amino acids. The record is from RefSeq and is a predicted model, not a curated record. The transcript has a single exon. Lineage: Eukaryota; Fungi; Ascomycota; Dothideomycetes; Pleosporales; Pleosporaceae.